UGGCCUAACUGUAAACUGAAAAAUAAAUUAAUCAAAGUUUGACGAACGCUCUUUUCAGCUAUGAAAGCUGUGAUUCUGAGAGGUGGUUCGAUUCCGGUCACGUCACCGGCUCUCGCCGCUUCUUCGUCUCCACGAGUUUCUCUUUCACGUCAAAGUUCGUUUGCCGGAAUUUACUCCACCGAGAGAACGGCCUUUGGCUCUCCGUUGAUAUCUUUGCUUUCCCCUAUGGAUAAACGGAAGGCCAAGGAGACUCAACCUCACAUAAGGCGAGCGUUGUCUGAUUCCGAUAUCGUGAGAUCGGCGUCCCAGAUUCCUGUCGGAUCUCGGGGCUUUUCGGCGGGUAUACCGGAGGAGGAGUGCUUGUCGGACUGUGAAGUGGAUUGGAAAUCCCGAGCGUUGGUGACUGGGAAUGGAAGUGAUAGGGUGAGUUUCGCGCCGUUUGGGCCGGAACGCGGGAUAUCGAAGGAGGAGAUUGGUUAUUCGGGUGACGGAGUAGGGAAUGGCGGGAAAUCUGGCGGCAACCACGGGGAUGAUCCGGUCGGCCAUACGAUAGAGAUAGGUGAUUAUUAUAAAGAAAUGUUGAAAUUGAAUCCGGCUGAUUCACUUCUCUUGAGAAACUACGGCAGAUUCUUACACGAGGUUGAAAAAGAUACGGAGAGAGCUGAAGAGUACUAUGGGAGAGCGAUCUUAGUGAGUCCUGGAGACGGAGAGGUAUUGUCUUUGUAUGCAAAGUUAAUAUGGGAGAGACUCAGAGACAAGAGCCGAGCUAGCUCUUACUUCGACCGAGCCAUCACUGCUUCUCCCGAUGACUGCAUGGUUCUGGGAUCUUACGCACACUUCAUGUGGGAAGCUGAGGAAGACGAUAAUGAAGAAGACGAAUUGGGUGACAAAUUUGGAUUUUCUCCUCCUAUGGUUUCAGCCUUUUAAUGCUCUCUCUUUAUUACUA
Messenger RNA from Hibiscus syriacus, 946 nucleotides. RefSeq lists its product as uncharacterized. Bases 61 to 927 code for a protein of 288 amino acids. NCBI's taxonomy places the organism in Eukaryota, Viridiplantae, Streptophyta, Magnoliopsida, Malvales, Malvaceae. The transcript is spliced from 3 exons. Gene Ontology annotation, molecular function: protein binding. The record is from RefSeq and is a predicted model, not a curated record.